Molecule: messenger RNA, 2281 nt
Organism: Pungitius pungitius (ninespine stickleback)
Lineage: Eukaryota; Metazoa; Chordata; Actinopteri; Perciformes; Gasterosteidae
Product: UAP56-interacting factor-like
Exons: 9
Coding region: 117-1094 (325 amino acids)
Biological process (GO): mRNA export from nucleus
Molecular function (GO): mRNA binding
Source: RefSeq, a predicted model, not a curated record
GCCGUUUACGUUCGUGUGUGAGAUGUGUGUGUACGUUGGUCUCUUGUAGCGUAACGUUAGCCUUAAAAGGGACGGACCGUCGGAGCGGCUGCUACCAAUUUGUUGUGUUUUAAAGUAUGAACAAAGGGGUUUUUACAGCAGCUCGGGGGAAGAGACCAGUGGUUCCCGACAAAGUGGACAUGUCCUUAGAUGACAUCAUUCGGUUGAACAAAAAAGAACAACAGUUAAAAAGGAGACAGGCCCCCGUGAACCGUCGACCAGUCAAGAGGACGGGCCGUUUCCCCCAAGCGAGGGGAGUCUCGUCAAGAUCCGUUGGACCAGUCCAGAGAGUCGCAGGUGGCCCGCCAGGAGGUGGCGUUCCUCGAGGAGCAGCACCUAAAUUAAGAGUCCGAAGAGUCCCUCCCCCACCUGGGCGACGACGGGGUCAAGGGGUCAUCACGGGACUGGCGGCGAGGCGGCCCGCUGUCCUCCUGAAACGACUCGGGACAAUUAACAGAGCAGCGGCCGGCCAGAAAACGAGACCGAAAACAAAGCCGUUCAUUCAGCGCACCGAGGCUCCGUACAGGAAGCAAGAGGCACAGCGGCGGCCCUUCAGGCAGCCGGAUCCUCCGAAUGGUCACAACGCCACAUCGGUCAGGAGACCAUUCCAGCUGCGACGGCGGCCAAUACCGCCAGGCCAGCAGACUCGGAGGGAAGCGCGCCAGGCAAUAUUUCUUUUUCACAGAGGACUCAAGGUACAGGCACAGGUGCAAAAGUCUAAUCCUCACAGUCCUCCAGUCCCAACUCGGCAGUGGCGCUCAUCAGCAACCAGUGAGGGGAUCUUGACAGUUUCCAUUGACAACCCCACGGCCAGGACUCAGCCUGAGCCGCCUUCUGCUUGGACCCUGCAUCCUCCAGCUGCCGUCGCCGCGCCGGUGAAGAUGGAAGUGGUGGAGAAGAAAAUCCCAAAAGGAGUGCCGCUGCAAUUUGACAUCAACAGUGUUGGGAAACCGCAAACGUCAAUCACUCUAAAUGAGAGAUUUCGCGUCCUAAAAGAUCAGCGCGCCACCACAGCACAAAGCAGCAAGGGCAGCCGGUUUGUCACCGUUGGAUAGCCGGCAAGAAAACCCAGACGAGUACUACUCAGAGGCCCGUUUGUCCUGCCCCGGGCCACACAGUGAACCCCACCUUUCUGAUGGCAUUGUGCUGACCCUCUGACUGUACUUAUGGGAGGAUAACAGCAGGGCACCAGCACAACAUGCACAACUAUAAGAAGUGUGUCAAUGGAAGACUUUUACCAGUCCUUAUUCACUUCCACGUUAUUUACUCCGUUUGUAUCGUGGACGUCUUUUACUGUGCAAGGCCCCCCCUCCACCCCACCCAGGACGUGGAACUGUUGAUGCAUCAUGAAGACUGCUCAAAAGUAUUCUAUUUCAGAGAGGAACGCUAUGCGUUCGUUUUGGGUGGCGCCUAUGGUUUAAAAACAUAGGAUUUUUUUUUUUUAAUGUUUGUUCAAUAAAUGAGUUUCUCCUUUUUAAAGCUUCAGUUUUUAGCUUGACGCCAAAGUCUCUUGUCAAUCAAAUUUUCUGCCUUUUUCUUUUGGGACGCACUAAAACCUUAUCACUGACUGGCUAAAUGAAGGGUGGGGAUUGAGUGCUUUCAUGAGGACAAUUCAAGCUUCCGGAAGUUGGCAAUAUUGUGUACACAACUUGAUUUAAAAAAAAAAAAAAUCAUUUUGGAAUCUGGAUAUUGCUUUUAUUUAAAUACAUUAAAAUUUGCAAUGUAACAAAACUAUUGGCAUAUGAAAUUCAAACACCAUUUAAUGAACAAACAUGGCUCACUUCAUUUUUCUGAGACUAGUGUCAGUAACACUAGGUUAUUUUUCUCUGCUCCGCAUCAUUUCGCCCCAUUUACUGUUCACAGACUAUCUUACAAUAAGAGUGCUGAAUAAAAAUGAGGUAAGAAAGUGGUUUGAAGAUUACAGAUCAUGCAGAACAGCAACAAAAUAUUGUGAAGGAAGUAACAAAAGAAAAAAAUACAUGUGUGCAUUUAAAAAUGAUCAAUUUACACAGCUUUGCAUCUUUGGUUACAAAGUAGGUUGAGUGAUUUCACAGCUUUUUCUUCCCAAUUCCCCCUCAGGAAUAAUAGUGGGAGAAAAAAAGGGAGGUGAUGGCAAUACUAAUUCACUUUUAGGUAAAAACUACCAACAGAAUUUAAUCUUCAUCAAAUAAAUUCUGUAGGCUCACAUUAAGAUUUGAUGACAGGCGACGUGUCGCCCAUCAAGGCUCUUAAUACUUUAUAU